CUCCCUCUCCCCGAGUGCUAGCCCGGGCGGCCGCCGAGCUUGGCGCUCUCUCGCCUCGCUGCCUCCUCCCCCGCGCCGCGGACCCUCUCCCCUCCCUUGCGUUGCCCCCCUCUCCCGCCGCCUCCUCCCGCUCUCCUCUCGCUCUCCUCCCGCCUCCUUCUUCCAGGCGCGGCCAGCGGGGGCAAGAGCGAGGUGGCUGCGAGGAGGCGUCACUGAAAGCCCUGACUUGGGGAAGGCUGCGGGCUCGGAGCCGGAGACGCCGAGCUGGGGCCGGGUGAGUUGGGAAUCAGACUCUUGAGUUGACAGCUGGCCUAUGGUUUCUGCAUUUUGUUAAGAAGCACCUCAUGCAAGCGAGGGACCUGGGACUGCUCACAGCCAGGUGGCAUUUUUCUGAAGUUGUUCAUUAAGACUUCCCAGCAUUCCUACAGAUAUAAAUAGACAUUCUGUCCAAUAUGAGAAUAAAUACAGAAGUAUGGCUGGGCACGGUGACUGACGCCUGUAAUCCCAGCACUUUGGGAGGCUGAGAUGGGCAGAUCACUUGAGAUGAGGAGUUCCAGACCAGCCUGGCCAACAUGGCAAAACCUCGUGUCUACCAAAAAUACAAAAAUUAGCCGAGCCUGGUGGUGGGAACCUGUAAUCCCAGCCAUUCAGGGGGCUGAGGCAAGAGAAUUUCUUGAACCCGGGAGGCGGAGAUUGCAGUGAGCCGAGAUCAUGCCACUGCACUCCAGCUUGGGCAACAGAGUGAGAAUCCAUCUCAAAAUAAAUAAAUAAAUAAAUAAAAAUAAAUAAAACAGAAGUAAAGAGGAUCCUUUUUCAGUCUUGUGUUCAGCAUCCAGUGUCUCCCUGUGCCUUCACUGCAUUCCGGCGCUCUCCCUCUCCAUGCAUAGGGACUAUUUUGGAGUUUGGGCCCUGAAUUGAGACUGCUCUUGACUGUUCUUGGUCUUGUGAGAGCUCUCUUCAUAACGGCCUGAAUCCUUGGUUUGAGUUUGCCCUCCUCUCAUGAAUCUUCACCCACUAUUGGGAUCAUCAUGUUCUCAUGACUAGAGUAUUAGUUCAAUGUCUUCCGUGCCAUGGCUGUUGAAAGUGGAGAACCUGGUUGUGAAGAUGGAUGAGCCUUUUCUUUUCAAAGGAGUAGAAAAUUGUAUGGGAGGCUCCAGAUUGGUGGCCAACAGGCAGGUAAGAAGUAGCGUGGUUUGCUAGUGGUCCAGUAGCCUGUGUGCAAGCUUGGCCUCCUGAUCCACUAUGGGUUAUAUUAUUUAUUGUUAUUGAAUUUCAAACGUGGAAUUUAUUCAGAGUGAAUUGUAACAUUUGUUCUGUAGGAAUCAAGACUUCUGUCAAUGCUCAGAAAUACUGUACCUGAAGAAAACAACCCCCAGUUUUUUGCAUAUAACUUCUAGGAAAGUUUUUCAAGGAUCAAGAUGAUUUUGAGUGGAAGUUUCUUAAUGUCUAAUUACUGGAGAGCUGCACUGUGGUGACCUUUAGAGUCAUAACCCCCACUCAGGAAUUACCAUAUUGUGUGCUACUUCCACAUAUUGGAAGGUAUUUUAGACAUGGAUGCAACAUUUAUGGGACAUGUAUUAAGGCAGCAAGACAAAAUAUAUUCAACUGGAACUGUUCUAAAAAUCCAGAACUCAUGACCAGACUUUCCAAAAUCGUGUUACAGGAAAGUGGUCUUCCUCCGCCUCUAUAAACUUACUCCUGAUGAAAGAAAAUCGAGCAGAAUUUAUUGUUAUUGGAGGGCUACUCAGAGUCUUCAGCAUGCCAAUGUGUGUUGUGGCUCUUCAAGGGGAUACAGGACUCAGUGUCUGUCCUGGGAUUGCUUUGAUCUCAGAGUACCUAUGGCCCUGCCCCAGAACUCCUAUAACUCUGACCCAGUUGGGGAGAUGCUGACAUGUGGUAGGUUAAAAAUGGUUGCACAUUCUUUUUCACUCUGCCAUUAAUAACUGGAGUCUUAUUUCCCUGCCCCUUGGGUCUGGGCUGGCCUUCUGACUUCCCUUCAUGGCUGAAAUGUGGCAGAAGUAUUGUGUAAGUUCUAGAGUCUCAGCCUCAAAGGGUCUGACUACUUCCACUUUCACCUUCUUGGAACUCUGCUCUGAGACCUCUGUGUAAGUAAGCCAGUCUCGCCCCAGAAGGAUAAGGGGCCUGCAGAGGAGAGCCAAGGUUCCCCUGUUGGCAGGCAGCAUUCAUGACCAGACACGUGAAGGAAGCCUUUGUGGGCCUUCCUGCGCAGCUGACUAGCUGAAAGCCAUCGUGAGCCAGCCCAGGAGAAACCAGCAGAGGAACAGCCAGCCGAACCCUGGGAUUGUGAGAAAUAAUCAGGUGAGGCCGCAGGCGGUGCUCUGGGUCCGGGAGCGCUGUCCCCAGCAUGAACGCGGCCGGCGGCGGGAGUGAAUGACUGCAGCUGCGACUUCCUUCCCGGGCCGCCCGAGCCUCCUUCCCCACCGACUUUCUUGUUUUGAUUAACUCCGUGGACUCCUGACUCUUUCUUCGCCCGGAACAUCAAUAUGUGUCAUGUCAUUGUCACCUGUCGCUCGAUGCUCUGGACCUUGCUGAGUAUUGUGGUGGCUUUUGCCGAGCUCAUUGCCUUCAUGAGUGCAGACUGGCUGAUCGGGAAAGCGAGGAGCCGCGGCGGCGUGGAGCCGGCGGGCCCGGGCGGGGGCUCCCCGGAGCCCUACCACCCCACCCUGGGCAUCUACGCCCGCUGCAUCCGGAACCCAGGGGUGCAGCACUUCCAGCGGGACACGCUGUGCGGGCCCUACGCCGAGAGCUUCGGCGAGAUCGCCAGCGGCUUCUGGCAGGCCACAGCUAUUUUCCUGGCUGUGGGAAUCUUUAUUCUCUGCAUGGUGGCCUUGGUGUCCGUCUUCACCAUGUGUGUACAGAGCAUCAUGAAGAAAAGCAUCUUCAAUGUCUGUGGGCUGUUGCAAGGAAUUGCAGGUCUAUUCCUUAUCCUCGGUUUGAUACUCUACCCUGCUGGCUGGGGUUGCCAGAAGGCCAUAGACUACUGUGGACAUUAUGCAUCUGCCUACAAACCUGGAGACUGCUCCUUGGGCUGGGCCUUUUAUACCGCCAUUGGGGGCACAGUCCUCACUUUCAUCUGUGCUGUCUUCUCUGCACAAGCAGAAAUUGCAACCUCUAGUGACAAAGUACAGGAAGAAAUUGAAGAGGGGAAAAAUCUGAUCUGCCUCCUUUAGUUUGGAAGAGACAAUGCCAUUUUCUCCCUUGAGUAAUCUUGUGAAACAGUCCACAGUUUCAUCAUUUGAGUCAAGUGGAGAACUAACCUUUACCUACCAAAGCCACGUUCCACGGCCCGAGGCUUAAACAGGACCAAUGAGAGGCCACAUCCAGCUACGCAAAGUUACUGGACAUGCGGUCUGCAGUGCACAUUAUAAGGAAUGGAACAUGAAAAUAGUAUAUAAUCCUAGACCUGGAGUUGCCAAGUUCUGUCAGACUCCAUCUCCCCCAGGUUCAAUGAAGGAUAAUAAUCUAAAUCAUUAGGGCAGCAGUUUCUCUGGUAACGGAAGAGACCGUCCGCCAGAUCUGCAGGCUGUUUCUGCUCCAACACUGCUUGCUUGUGAGCAUCUCUGCCUCAGAAUGGGGUUUUGGGUUGGAGUUCUUGUUUUCCUCUGUUCUUUCAAGUUGUCUCCAACGAACAGAAAACUAUAAACUUACUGGGGACAGGAUGUGUGCUAAAGGGCACAGCAAGACACUGUCUUUUGCUUAGCUGACCAAAGGGGUCAGCAGGGAUGGCGUGGAGUCAUGCUGUGGAACUUAUUCUAGGCUGAAUCCUAGGGUAAGGUGGAUCAACUGAACUGUCACUCCAGAGAUUUUAGAAAUUUGAGUAAAGAAACAAUAAGGACCUAUACAAUCAUAUGAGAACAAAAAUAUGAAAUCUUGCUAGUGAAGACGUAUUUUUUCUUCUUCCCAGCAGCCAGGCUAGCACCAGUUCUGGCCCAGUCUCCUCUUCUUCUGGAGAUCACAUGUUUUUCUUCUAAGGUUAGGAUUGUGCUUUGACUGCGAAAGGAAACCUCACUGUUUCCUCCUUCCAGGGACUGAGGUCUCCAAGCUAGCUGUGGCUUAUGCAGAUGUUCACUGGGAGGACCUGCCAGAAUCUCGGCACUUGGGGGGAGACCUUUACUCCCAGUUUGGUGACCAUGCUGUAGUCAGCUCUAUUUCCAAUCCCGACAGUAGCAGAAUGGCAUUCUACAACAAAAAGAAGCUAGUUAUGGGAGUUAAGUUUUUGUAGUUACUGGUGUUGAUCCUGAAAGCAGACUGAGAUAACAUUAAAUUGCUGCAACUGAAGAACUGCAGCCAAGACCUUAAUUCCAGGAAAGCACAGAGGACAAAGUUAAUUCAAAAAGAGGCGCUAGAUCAAGGUCACAGCACUGCCUACACCUGUUUACAAAAAGAAUCAAAUACCACUAUGAAUAAGGAUUCAGGGGUUUUUAAUCUACUUUCCAUAAAUUACCAAUAUCACUGAUUCAGGAAGAUAGUAUCUCAGAAUGACCAGAGCAGCACAGAAACAAGCUACUCUGACAUUAUGGGAGCUUCAAAAUUGUAUCAUGAUACAGAAACACUCCUUAGCACUUUAAGAAAGUGAGAUGGAACUGCCAGAUUUCUGGAAGGAGAAAAAGUGUAGGUAUUUGGGUUCAUUAAUCUGCUCACUUGAGGACUUUGUUUUGAAAAAGUACCUUCUGUGGACAAGGUAUUGUGCUACCAGCUAUACAACCCUGACUUCAGAGUUUGCAACCUUGCCCUGAGUGAAUCAUGUUAAAGCUGUCUGAGUCUAAAGCACCGUAUCUUGGUGCAGAACAGAUAAUUAUACAGAGAUGGAAUGGGACAACCGCAGUUUUACUACAUUCUGGUGUUUGGCCUAUAUGAGAAACCAUCUUCUCACAGAUUAAGGGCUAAGGGCAAAAGGGGUGGGAGGUGUGGAACUAGCCUUAAUGAGUUUCCCAUUCCUGAACCAAAAUUCAAAGUGAGUGAGAUGUAAAUCCUGUGAUUUUGGUGAAGAAAAAAACGGGUAUCUUCAUAGCAGCCUAGGAAACCUUAACCAUAUCUCUAACACCACACAGAAAGAGGCUGGAGGAGCCACUGGACAAAGCUUCUGUCUCUGUGUGUACAUUUAUAAUGUUCUAACCAAGUCUCAAACCUUGAUGAAAAACACAAAAUUUUUCCAUAAACUUAUCAGAAGACUCACUUUUCUUUCUUUCUUGGAUAGAGAAACCAUUUUCUGACACUAGGUUUACAAUCUCAGUGUCCUUACAAGUUAAGUCCUAAGCUCACAGGAUCCUCCGAGCAUGUCCAUCACCUGCUCUUUGGCUAAGGUGGCAGUGUACCUCUAGAUCAACCUGGGAACAGUCACAAGGGAGUGUGACUUCUUGGCCAUAAUAAACUCACUCGAUAGUGUUUAUGUUAUUAAUCUGAAUGCAACAGAAGACAAAAGCACAGGCAUGCACACACACAGAACCCCAAACCACUAAAAACUACCUAAACACUGACUUAGUAAAUAGUAAAAAGGUAAUGUUGGGACUUUUAAACCUUGAAUCCAUUAGCCAGGCUUGGGAUGAAAGGACCAUCUAAAAUCAUGCUAGUCUAAACCAUGCUCUUCCACACAGCUGUUUAAAAACCACUGGGUAUGAGGAAUAUGCUAGAAAGAAAUGUUAAAAAUAGAUUGUUGGCUCACACUUAUUUUUCUAAUAAAUAGGACCAUUAUUACUACCAGGAAAGUCUUAUUUAUUUUGCCUGAAAUUGGCUUAAAGAAAGUCUCAUGACGGGAUGGGAUGGGCUGCGCUUCUCAAUGAACUCUGAGGCAGAAAUAUUUGCCUUGGAUUCUGUGGAUUCUUUAAACCUGUGUGCUAAUAAUUCAAACAAUGUUGCAUUAAUUGUAUAAGGGUUUUUGUAUAGUUUUCAAACAUCUGUGGUGUAAUGAUCUUUGUUAAACAUAUAUUCUGUAAAGUGCCAUAGUCUUUUUUUAUGUGUAGCAUAUUUAAAAAUAUAUAUGUAUAUUAUACAUACACAAGUUUGUGUGAAAGAUGUGCAAUAACAAAGGUGUAUGUAUGUUUUGUUGUUUUGUUUUGGAAACUGGACAGGAGUCAAAACAGGGAUGUUUGUUUCUGUUUUGGCAAGGAGAGUUCCACAUUUUUGCCUUCAUGGCUUAUUCAGUAACCCAUAAUUUUAAUGCUACACAAAUCUUAUGUGAAGAAAAGACUGGUAUGAAAUCAUUUUUUCCUGGGUCUAAAAUAAUCGCUAGUGUUAUGUCAAAGUUAAGCCCGCACGCCAGGCCCAGUUAAUGCUAGUCUUUCAUGUGAAAUGUGAAGCUGCCAUGUUGCCUUUUCUCUUAGUAGGAUAACUAGUAGCUGGUACAUAAUCACUGAGGAGCUAUUUCUUAACAUGCUUUUAUAGACCAUGCUAAUGCUAGACCAGUAUUUAAGGGCUAAUCUCACACCUCCUUAGCUGUAAGAGUCUGGCUUAGAACAGACCUCUCUGUGCAAUAACUUGUGGCCACUGGAAAUCCCUGGGCCGGCAUUUGUAUUGGGGUUGCAAUGACUCCCAAGGGCCAAAAGAGUUAAAGGCACGACUGGGAUUUCUUCUGAGACUGUGGUGAAACUCCUUCCAAGGCUGAGGGGGUCAGUAGGUGCUCUGGAGGGACUCGGCACCACUUGAUAUUCAACAGCCACUUGAGCCAAAUAUAAAAUUGUAUUUACAGCUGAUGGACUCAAUUUGAGCCUUCAAACUUGUAGUUAUCCUAUUAUAUUGUAAACUAAUACAUUGUCUAGCAUUGAUUUGGUUCCUGUGCAUAUGUAUUUUCACUAUGUGCUCCCCUCCCCAGAUCUUAAUUAAACCAGAUUUUGCAAUUCA
Molecule: messenger RNA, 6858 nt
Organism: Homo sapiens (human)
Lineage: Eukaryota; Metazoa; Chordata; Mammalia; Primates; Hominidae
Gene: LHFPL2
Product: LHFPL tetraspan subfamily member 2
Exons: 6
Coding region: 2505-3191 (228 amino acids)
Biological process (GO): development of primary male sexual characteristics; positive regulation of fertilization; development of primary female sexual characteristics
Cellular component (GO): membrane
Source: RefSeq, a predicted model, not a curated record